AUCUACAAAUUCGUUAUUGAGAAGUAAUGCGAUGAUUUUUUUUUACACAUGCUAAAUUGAAGAAUAACACGUCAACAAUCUAGCUAGACAGACUGAUUUAUGAUAAAUAACCGGCAGUCUAAACAGAGAUGACGUCCAUCAUCAAGUUUUGCGCGCUUUCGGGUGCGCUUGAUGAUUCACCACAUUCUUACCUACUAAAAGUGGACGAUUUCACAUUCUUGCUGGAUUGUGGCUGGGAUGAAAAGUGCUCUGAAGGAUUCAUACUUGAGCUAAAAAAGCAUGUGAACAAGAUUGAUGCUGUGCUUUUGUCAUAUCCUGAUCAACUGCAUCUGGGAGCAUUACCAUAUGCGGUUGGGAAACUUGGCCUUUCCUGCCCAGUGUAUGCAACAGUUCCUGUUUACAAAAUGGGACAGAUGUUUAUGUAUGAUUGGUACCAGUCCAUGGACAACAUGGAAGACUUUGAUCUGUUCACAUUGGACGAUGUUGACAACUCAUUUGAUAAAGUUGUACAAUUAAAAUACAGCCAAAGUGUGCCUCUUAAGGGAAAAGGGCAAGGGUUGAUUAUCACACCACUUCCAGCAGGACAUAUGUUGGGAGGAACAGUGUGGAAAAUAGUAAAAGAUGGUGAAGAGGAUAUAAUUUAUGCUGUGGAUUAUAAUCACAAAAAGGAACGCCAUCUAAAUGGUUGCGAGUUAGAAAAGAUACAACGACCAUCGCUUCUCAUUACCGAUGCAUUUAACACCCUUUACCAACAGCCCAGAAGACGAAGCCGUGAUGAAAAACUGAUGACGAAUAUCCUACAAACGUUGAGAGGAGGUGGUAAUGUCCUUAUCGCCGUAGACACGGCUGGAAGAGUUCUCGAAUUGGCUCAUAUGUUGGAGCAGUUGUGGAGAAAUCAAGAAUCUGGUUUGAGAGCAUACAGUUUGGCUCUGCUAAACAAUGUAGCCUACAAUGUGAACGAGUUCGCCAAAUCACAGAUAGAAUGGAUGUCAGAUAAGUUAAUGAAAUCUUUUGAAGGAGCAAGAAAUAAUCCAUUUGGAUUUAAGUACUUACAGUUAUGUCACACCUUGUCGGAGGUGCUUCGCAUACCUGGCUCAAAAGUAGUUCUGUCCAGUUGGCCAGAUUUGGAGUGUGGAUUUGCCAGAGAUCUGUUUGCCUUAUGGUGUUCCGAUUCCAGAAAUUCUGUUGUUCUAACCAGUCGGUCAGGACAAGGCACGCUGGGCCAACGCUUGUAUAAUCAGCCAAAUUUAAAGUCGGUCACGCUCGAACUGAAACAGCGUGUCAAACUAGAAGGUGCGGAGUUGGAAGAAUACCGAAGAAGAGAACGAGAGAAAAAUAUUUUAGCAGGGGUAAAAGUCAAAGAUCAAACUGUAGCUGAGUCCAGUGAAUCGGAAGAUGAGGUGAAAAAAGGCCGGCAUGACAUUGUUGUACGGUCAGACGAUAAAAGUCCAGGAGCAGUACAGCACUUUUUUAAAAGUUCGAAGAAGCAUCCCACCAUGUUCCCGUAUUUUGAAGAUAAAAUUAAAUUCGAUGAGUAUGGUGAGAUUAUCCGCCCAGAAGAUUACGUCAUCGCCGAAUCUGAAGACCACGAUAUGACGGACUAUUCGGUCGAAAAACCUAAAUGGGAAGAAGAACCGGAAACAGCAGAGUGUCCUACCAAGUGCAUUUCCACCACGACAACCUUGCCGAUCAAUGCAAGUAUCCAGUAUAUUGAUUUCGAGGGACGAUCUGACGGUGAAUCCAUCAUAAAAUUGAUUGAAUCCAUGAAACCGAAGAGAACCAUAGUCGUCAGAGGAUCGCCCGAAUCUUGCCAAGCACUACAUAAUUUAUGUCUUUCAACUGGGUCAUCAGAUAAUAAAGCCUUUAUAGCCCGAAAAGGAGAAACAAUUGAUGCAACAAUCGAAAGCCAUAUUUACCAAGUGCGCUUAAAAGACUCAUUGUUGUCUUCGCUUUCCUUCGGUAAAGCAAGGGAUGCUGAAGUGGCCUGGAUUGAUGCAAAACUUACUUAUCAAGCAGAAGACUUACGGGACUUGGACGAUAAAGAAAAUAAUUCGCUACGUAAAGAGCAAGCCCCGCUGUUGGAGCCGUUAGAGCCCAAAGAUAUUCCUGGCCACGAGACAUCAUAUAUCAACGAACUGAAGUUAUCGGAUUUUAAACAAGUGCUCGUGCGUCAUGGUAUCCCAUCUGAGUUUAUUGGAGGCGUUCUUUGGUGCUGUAAUGGCAAUGUUGCACUUCGCAGGAACGAGUCGGGUAAAGUCACGCUGGAAGGCUGUGUAUCUGAUGAUUAUUACCGCGUCAGAGAAUUGUUAUACGAUCAGUACGCUAUUAUCUAAAAUAUCGGUCAUAUCUGUCAGUGCAUAUAUGCAUCUAGAUGAAAGCUUCCAUCCGUCGUUUCCCCCAAUGCGCUUUUGUUUCCUGGAAAUUGAAUAAAUAUGCUUUUGUGAUAAACUA
Molecule: messenger RNA, 2451 nt
Organism: Daphnia magna
Lineage: Eukaryota; Metazoa; Arthropoda; Branchiopoda; Diplostraca; Daphniidae
Gene: CPSF2
Product: probable cleavage and polyadenylation specificity factor subunit 2
Exons: 10
Coding region: 129-2333 (734 amino acids)
Biological process (GO): mRNA 3'-end processing by stem-loop binding and cleavage
Cellular component (GO): mRNA cleavage and polyadenylation specificity factor complex
Molecular function (GO): RNA binding
Source: RefSeq, a predicted model, not a curated record